CUGAAGCACUGUCCCUCUGUCGUUUGGUCGGCGUGGGGGAAGUACCUGGCAUGGGGACCGGGGUGGUCGCUGACCUUCCAUUGCAUUGCAUUGCUUCCAACAUCGUCGAGCCUUGCCCUCCUCGCUCCUCCCCCCUCCUUUCCUCUCUUUUCCCUCCUCUCCUCUCGUCUCUGGCUAGCCAGAGAGCGAGCGAGAGGAAAGGCCACCGACCCGCCGAAGAGCGUCCUGUCACCACCAUCUGCCCCCGACUUCGCUUCAUCUAUGUCUUGCCUGCGCUGUCCCGCCAGCCUGCUGCCAUUCCCUUAGCAAGCCCCACCCGUAUCGGCACCCUGAGCCAAAACGAUCGACCCCUCCGCGCCUGCCUGCCUGUCUGCGCGCGCACACCUGUCCGCAGACAGUUUCUCAAACUCUAAACAAAAAGAAUUUCUCUGCCAUCUCGAAACUCCCACCGUCGUUUCCGGUGCCCUCGAAAGGGUAUGAAUGAAAUGAACGCCCAGCCGCCGUGGUCGGCUGCGGAGCACUUCGAUCCCAUGAACGCCGCCCCAGCACCACAUGACUUUGACCUGCUCGACUUCGAGAACAUCGAUCUAGACUUUGAUUUUGGCCAGCCCGAGCAGAGCGACACGACCCGCCAGCUCGGCCAGCUUGCUGAGGAACUCAAUGUUCAACACUUGCACAGCGCUUUCGACGCUACACAUGUACCACGAGAUGGCCGCGAUCCGUCCGCCGUGGGGGACGCACAACAGCAGCAACAGCAACAACAGCAGCAACAGCAACAACAGCAACAACAACAUCAACAUCUCCACCAGCGACAACAGCACCAACAUGCCGUGCCCCAAGGCUCCAACUUCUUCGAUUUCAGCAUGCCCGCCUACUCGCAGAGUGUGCCCGCCUACACCCACGCGCAGCACGACCAGAUCUUCCGUCCUCAUGCCCCGGUACCACCCACCCCGAGCAGUGUUGAAAUGCACCCGGAUCAAGCCCGCUACCUGCAACAGAUGGAGGCCCAGCAGGCCAUGUUCGAGCAGCGCUACCCAAUGCGCAAAGACGAUAUGACUUUCACGCCACUUGUCUCGCCUGCGGUGACUCCCCAUGAAGCCCGCUUUCGCUCGCAAGACAUGACCACCGUGCCGGGCGCAUACUUCAGCCCCCUGACGUCUCCAGCAUUGACCGCACAGGGGCACUCUCAAUCUCAGCCUCAGUAUCCCACUACGUCGGGCAGUUCCACAGGCGCGUCGCCCAUUAACAUGGAUCUGGACGCUUUGAGUGAACCAGCCUUACCCCCAGGAGAACAGCAAGGCAGAAAACUAAGAAGCAGCAAGAAAGGUGCACCUCGCUCAGCUGCCCCCGCGCGUGUGCGCCAAUCGCCAAUCGUCAAACCUGGAAAGCGGAAAGCAACGGUUUCUUCGCUGAUUCCCCCAAAGGAAGUUUCUGAUUUGUUGGAAGAAGCACGAGGGAGUCGGUCGCACGGGCAUGGAAACGACACGCGACUCAGCCGGGACAGCUCAGAGACAGAUUCGAUAUCUCCGGAACCUCUCUCAGACAUGGGUCCUCCGCCAAAACCAGUAUCCGUAACCCCUUCACCUGCCAUGCUGGCCCAGAACCAUCAAGCUGUGGGUCAUGGUGUUUCUCCAGCUACGCCAGCAUCACUUAUGCGCAUCCAUCCAUCGCCUACGUUUGACGCUUCUGAAGAACCCCCGCCCUUGGACGAUCUGACGCUGCCCGAAGCAACUCUUACCACACGGCCUUCUCUGACUCGCCUAGAUACUGCGAUUCAAAAUGGAGGAGAGCAAGACACGCCUCGUCUCUCUGCGCGGAAAACGCCCAAGCUAUCAGCCCAACAGACGCCAGGUUCAGCCAUUUUAUCCGGUAAACCGAGUCCCAUGCUCAACGGCAUGUCUACACCCACCAGUCCCGCUUUUGUAUCCGGUGUGAAGAGGGGAGAUCCCAAAUCAGGACGGCUGUCAUCCAAGAAACGAAACAGUGUAAGCUCGACGCUGGUCAGUCCCGCGUUAAGGCCAAAGAUAUCACCGAGUAUCAAGCCCCUACUCCCCGAUGGAGGUGUCCGGGACGAAACCCAUGCGCUGCUGCUUGCUUCCAAAUCCAAUUAUCAGAACAUCCUCGACGGCACCACUGUUCCUGGUGUUGUCUACCCUACUUCAUUAUCUACAAAUCUCACGUCCAAACGCACUUCGCACAAGAUUGCCGAGCAAGGCCGCCGCAAUCGCAUCAACACGGCUCUACAGGAGAUGCAAGCACUGCUACCGUGCUCGCCGCAGAUUGACGGUAAAGAGGCCAAAAGUCCCGAUGUCGGUGGGCUCCAGUCCAACAAUUCCAAGGCCGCCAAAGUGGAGAGCGCAAUCGACUACAUCAAACAGCUUCAGCAACAGUGCUUGGACAAGGACAAGCUGCUCGACCAAAAGGACCAGGAAAUGAAAGCUCUACGGAAGGAGUUAGCCGCUCUCAAGACCAGCACUCCGGCGGACGCUACAGCCCCACGCUCUGAAGCGACGUCACCAUCAGAAGACAGCACGAGCUGA
Periconia digitata is the source of this 2540-nucleotide messenger RNA. The record is from the annotation of a GenBank genome assembly. Lineage: Eukaryota; Fungi; Ascomycota; Dothideomycetes; Pleosporales; Periconiaceae.